Messenger RNA from Lolium perenne, 1263 nucleotides. RefSeq names its product late embryogenesis abundant protein 31. The record is from RefSeq and is a predicted model, not a curated record. Lineage: Eukaryota; Viridiplantae; Streptophyta; Magnoliopsida; Poales; Poaceae.
UUCGUCGUCCACCGCAUCACCUCACCCGCCGUAUAUAAUGGAGAACAAGCAGCCAUGAUCGUAUCUCGGACUGAAGCUGACAGCGAAGUGGUAGCAAAGCUUUCAGAAGAAAAACAACAAGAUACACCAGUGAGGUGACACCAGGUUAGCCAUGGCUCAGGCGCAGGCGACGAGAGGCGACCAGCACCUCAAGGCCGCGCAGCAGGAGCAGCCGGAGGCCAUCCAGUACGGCCACGUCUUCGCCGUCACGGGCGACCUGGCCGUGCAGCCCAUUGCGCCGCGGGACGCGGAGGCCAUGCGCUCGGCCGAGGACAGCGUGCCGGGCGUGCCCGUCCCGCAGGCCAGCGGCGGCGGCUUCAGCGCCGCCGUGGCCAUGGAGACGGCCGCCGCCUACAACCAGGCCGUCGGCGCAGUGCACCCCGGCCAGGCCAGCGCCGCCGCCACCAUGAAGGGCAUCACCGUCACCCAGACCGCCGUCCCCGGCGGCCGCGUCGUCACCGAGUUCGUCGCCGGGCAGGUCGUCGGGCAGUACUCCGUCGCCGACCAGGCGAUGAUGGAGCAGGCGCAGCGGCAGCAGCAGGUCGUCGAGGAGGAUACGAGCAAGGUGACGAUCGGCGAGGCGAUGGAGGCCGCGGGGCUCUCCGCUGGCGAACGGCCCGUGGAGGAGGCAGACGCGGCGGCCAUCCGCGCCGCGGAGACGCAGGCGCAGGGGGAGGACGGGGUCUUGCCCGGCGGCCUCGCCGACCAGGCGUGGGCCGCGGCCAGCGCCAACGCCUGGGCCGAGCGCGACGAGGACAAGAUCACCAUCGGCGACGUGCUCACGGACGCGACGACGAAGCUGGCGGACGACAAGCCGGCGGAGCACGCGGACGCGGCGAGGGUGGUGCAGGCGGAGACGUACAGCGACGCCGGAGCGCGCACCAAGGCCGGCGGGGUGGGCGCCGCCAUGACCACGGCGGCAAGGCUCAACCAGGAAGACGACGACGACGACGCUUGAAUAUGUUCGCGGCGCGUGCUACGUGUCUGUUUGUUCUGUGUUGUGUAACUGUACUGAAAGCAAGCAGAGCAAGCAAGGUCUGUUGUUUUGUUCUUGUAAGGGAGCUUCCUGACUUUCUGUAGUCGGGCGAAUCAAGUUUGGGUGCUCAGCUAUAGCCGUGUUUGUAAGCAAAUAAGAAGUGCGGCUCCGUCUGCAACCUCUGUAUGUAUGUAUGAACAAGCCUGUACUGGUCAAAUACGAGCUGCAAGUCAACUUUGUUUCGUUAA